Messenger RNA from Homarus americanus (American lobster), 659 nucleotides. RefSeq lists its product as uncharacterized. Lineage: Eukaryota; Metazoa; Arthropoda; Malacostraca; Decapoda; Nephropidae. Bases 64 to 480 code for a protein of 138 amino acids. The record is from RefSeq and is a predicted model, not a curated record. The transcript has 4 exons.
UGGUAUUUAAGUCGGUGUGACGCCUACAGUCAGCCACUUCUGUCUUAGGAAUCACACAGAGUCAUGAAUACCUUUGUUCUGCUGCUGGCAUCAAUCGCCCUGGUCGGCUCGGCCGUGGGUGACCUCCACAACUGUUGGUGCGGGAUGUUUAUUGAGUUGGACGAAGAGGUUCACAUGGUGUACAGCCUCGAUUCCGCCACGGUCAACUCCUGCGACGACGUGUCCACCUGCAAGACCACCUGUGCUAGCGAGUUCAACACGUACACGGCUGGAGGGGAUCUGAACCACGUCCUGGGCGACGGAUACUCUGUAGGACAAGAAAUCUGCCUAAGGAUGGUCGAGCGCCACGGUAUUCAUAACAUCUACCACGCCACCGUCUACGGAUACGGCAACGUGUGCAACGGCCCUUGGGUCUAUGAUGGCGUCUCAAGCAUCAAUUCCCUCUGCUGCCACAAAGGUUUCUACAGGCCAUGCGAAUAGUGUGACCUGAAGGACUCGACCGUCUACAAUUCUUACCUGACCACCACCACCGUCAGUCAGUCACGCCAGAAAUUUCGUUGACAGCUCAUUCUCAACUCUAUCAAGACUACGACUGUGACCUAAUCAUGACCCCUUAUUCUUCCUGUUACAAGUGAUCGACCAUAAAGUUGUUUUAUUAA